CGGGAGCCGAGAGGGAUGCUGAGGCGGGCGGCGGCGGCGGCGGCGGCCCGGGGCCUGCGCAGGCCGCGGGGACCGGCGGCGGCGGCAGCGGGUCGCCGCCACGGCGGCGAGGCGGCCAGCCCGGAGCGCGGCCCCCGCAGCACUCCGAAGAUCUACACGAGAACGGGAGACGCGGGCUUUUCCAGCACCUUCACCGGAGAGAGGAGGCCGAAGGGCGACCGGAUCUUCGAAGCCCUGGGAACGACAGACGAGCUCAGCUCGGCUAUUGGGCUUGCUAGUGAAUUUAGCAGUGAAAAGGGCCACACGUUUGUUGAACAGCUUCACAAAGUCCAGUGUAUGCUGCAGGAUGUGGGCUCCAACAUCGCAACACCUCUCUCCUCAGCCAGGGAGGCUCACUUAAAACGAACAUCUUUUAGUGAGAAGCCGGUUCUGGAGUUGGAACAGUGGAUUGACAAAUACUCGGAACAGCUUCCCCCACUCAAAGCUUUCAUACUGCCAUCAGGAGGUAAAAGCAGUUCUGCUCUUCAUUUUUCCCGAGCUGUCUGCCGCAGAGCUGAAAGGUGUGUGGUUCCAUUAGUACAAGCAGGGGAAGCAGAUCCAAAUGUGGCCAAAUAUUUAAACAGAUUAAGCGACUAUCUCUUCGUUUUGGCACGUUAUGCUGCAAUGAAAGAGGGGAAGGAAGAGAAAAUAUAUAUAAAGUCUGAACCAUAACUGGGAGCUGGGAUGUUGCUUUCCAGAUCACGAAAAGCUAAGUCCAACAGACUAUUUUCCCCAGGCAAGAAAAGGAAGAGAAUGAGUCUGGAUUGGGAAUGUGAACUGACCAAAAACUUCCAACUGACAUAACCAGGACCUUGUUCAUAAAUGCUGUUAGGAACACAGCUGUCCACUAGGCCUUGUCUGAAUGUCUUUCGUAGUAAUGGUGGUGACUUCAGAAUUAAUGUUUGCCCCAAACUAGAACUGAGGCAAAAGAUUUCAAAUUUCUAUAAAUGUUUUAAUUUGUCUGGGCAGUGACAGGUGCUAUGGGAAGACUUCAGGACUCUGAGGAAUGGAGAAGAGAAAAUAAUCAGCUUCUCUUUAAGUCGUAAUACUCAUACAGAACAGCAACUGUACAGAGAUUCAGGAAUUCUAUCCACCAGCUCUGAAAUAAUAAAUGUGAUUUACUCGUACCAAA
This is a messenger RNA of Rhea pennata, 1171 nucleotides long. It is a transcript of the gene MMAB, whose product is annotated as metabolism of cobalamin associated B. The record is from RefSeq and is a predicted model, not a curated record. Lineage: Eukaryota; Metazoa; Chordata; Aves; Rheiformes; Rheidae. Gene Ontology annotation, molecular function: corrinoid adenosyltransferase activity. The transcript is spliced from 9 exons. Bases 16 to 711 code for a protein of 231 amino acids.